CCUCGCGUCGACGGCGCGGAGCCGCCGGGAUGUGAAGAAAAACAAUGACACUCCAAUGGGCGGCAGUUGCAACUUUUCUUUAUGCUGAAAUUGGACUCAUUUUAAUCUUCUGUUUACCUUUUCUUCCUCCUCAGAGAUGGCAGAAGAUUUUUUCAUUUAGUUUCUGGAGCAAAAUUGCAACUUUUUGGAACAAGGCUUUCCUUACCAUUAUAGUCCUAUUGAUUGUUCUAUUUCUAGAUGCUGUGAGAGAAGUAAGGAAGUAUUCUGCCACUCAUAUCCUUGAAAAGAGCUCACGCCCCAGACCUGAUGCCUAUGAACAUACACAGAUGAAACUUUUUAGGUCUCAAAGAAAUCUUUACAUUUCUAGAUUUUCAUUAUUUUUUUGGCUAGUAUUGAGACGUCUGGUUGUACUUAUUACUCAGCUGGCAAAAGAACUGUCAAACAAAGGAGUACUUAAAACUCAAGCAGAAAAUACUAACAAGGCUGCCAAAAAAUGUAUGGACGAGAACAAAAAACUAAAAUGGAUCUUGAAAAGCUAUGGCAAGGAUGAGGAACAUAUGUGGGAAGCAGAAAACAAAAAACUAGUAGAAGAACAGGAAAAACUGAAAACUGAACUAAAGAAGACAUCAGAUGCCCUUUUGAAGGCACAAAAUGAUGCGAUAACAAUGAAGAUGCAAUCAGAGAGACUUUCCAAAGAAUAUGAUCGACUCCUGAGAGAACAUUCAGAGCUUCAGGGUCGUUCAGGGUCGUAAGAAAGACCUGUGAACUUUAUGAAAGAAGAUUGUGAUACAUCGUGUCAAGAUAAUAAAUUUGUUAUCAUUUUUGCCUCUAGAAAAUUUAAAAUUCAGUUCAUAAAAAUGUACUGACUGUCAGUAAUUUUUUUAAUGGCGUACAUAAGUCGUAUCAUAAUGGCAUUAUCAAAAUAUUUGAUGAUGUUUUAGAUAUAUUAUAAAAUCUAUACUCUAG
Molecule: messenger RNA, 966 nt
Organism: Nycticebus coucang (slow loris)
Lineage: Eukaryota; Metazoa; Chordata; Mammalia; Primates; Lorisidae
Product: B-cell receptor-associated protein 29-like
Exons: 1
Coding region: 45-752 (235 amino acids)
Biological process (GO): intracellular protein transport; endoplasmic reticulum to Golgi vesicle-mediated transport
Cellular component (GO): endoplasmic reticulum membrane; endoplasmic reticulum
Source: RefSeq, a predicted model, not a curated record